AUCCCAUCGUUGCCGAUCUUUUCGCCUGUGCACGCUAAUGACCGUUAAUAUUUUGAUUUAAUCUGUAUAUAUAUAUAGUCUUUCGUGUGUGACUUUCGUUAAUAUUACACUUGCUUCCGCGAGAUACUAGCAGCAUUGUUAGAAGAAAUAGGAUUGAAAUUGCAAAUAUAUGCGAUUAACAAACACUGAUCGCUACUGUAACGACUCGUUUGAAAAAACUUAACGCGCCAUAUCUUGAUUUGAGAAUAUAUAUAGAUGGCAUACAUGACUUGUCAAAAUCUCCCCUAGCGGCUAAAUGGGACACUAAAAGCCCCUAUCGAAUGACAAGUUAUCGCACUAGAGAGUAUAUUGGAUUGCGCAAUCGACAUGUGUGUGAAAUAAACGCAAAUUAUUGAUGAUGUAUAGAGAGUGAACUACGUAAUUCUUAGAAAAUAGAGCUGCAGCAUUUAAUAUUGUUCUGUCAAUUUUUACCCUCUUUAAAAAAAAAAAAAAAUGUUUAGAAUUGACGUGGCAUGUUUUUGAAAAUUCAAAAUGUAAAAACCGCGAUUGAUCCUCUCCUCCGCCAGCCUGCUCCGACUCCUCAUCCGAUAUUAUAGUGUACGUGACGUAAACUAUAGUGUCAUAUAAUGCGUACGUUCAUGGUUCAUGCCCGCGCAACUCCUCGUCCAUGGACAAUCGAUGGUUAUGUAUGCGCGGCGGUUAUAUAUGCGAAUGAUGAUGAUUUCUUCGCAUAAUUAAUUUAAUAGCGAUCUAUCGAGAGUAACAUCGACCUUAGAAAAUAAUGCGUUUCAUGUACGCGUAUAACUUGCGUGCGAUCUAAUCGAUAGUGCGGACAAAAAAUCAAGACCGACACAAGUGUUACGUAUAGUAUCAUCACGAGUCCGCGGUUAUUUUUAUAAGAAGAUUUCGUAUAUGUGUAAAUGAGAGUGAAUAGAUUAAUUAAUCGUGCGGAAAGUGUCUACAACAUAACGCAGCAUCGAACGAUGUACACGUGGAAACUGACCGGUCAUGCUUUCAAACGAUUUAACACGAGUUGUAAUAGUCACAGCAGUAGCAGAUUAGCUAUCGUUUUGCAGCAUUGCGGCCCAAGAACGCAAAAUUGCGGCAAAUUUGGCAGUUACCGCAAGAGGAUAAGUUUAUGGUUCCGCGAACAGGGCACGCAGGUGGCCCAAGUUUGCAAAAAACAAUUCGAGUUUGUAGCGGCUCAACGAAUCAGACGAUACAUACAGAUUUUUCAUCUGUAUACGAGAAUAUGGGACGAGGUAGCAUUGAGGGAAUUCAUGCGGUCGUGGAGAUUGAGACUCGCCAGAAACACCAGGAAUUUUUUGAUAAGCGCAACCGGCGUAACCGUGUACGAUUGGAAUCGCGAUAGGAUAAGCGAUGAAGAAAUUAAUAGGUGGUAUAAUCGUGAGAUUGAAGGAAUUCAUAGAUUGCGAGACUCCACAGUAGUCUGUGCCAAAUGUCAUUUGCGAAUUGUCAUUGAUAUUGUACAGUCCAAUGUGAAAUAUUGUAAAUGUAAUGGAGUUCAAUCUUCUGUUGCUUCGAAUCAAGAUUUAGAUAGUUGGCAGCCUUUCAUCGAACGUCAGGAUAUGGUAAUAUGGAGGAAAAAAGAGCCUGAUUCGGGAGGAUUAUUUGCAUACAAAGUAUAUGGUUCCUUUUCUGAUGUUACUGCCGAUGAUUUUCUGCAAGUACAAAUUGACGUAGAUUAUAGAAAACAAUGGGAUCCCACUGCUCAGGAAUUAAAAAUUAUUGAGACUGAUCCAAAGUCAGAAUCAUCCAUUAAUCAUAGUACUGACAUUAUUCAUUGGGAAAUGAUUUGGCCUAAAUUAUUUUCUAACAGAGAUUACGUAUAUCAACGACGAUGGAUUGUGGAUAAAGAGAAGGGACUUGUGAUUAUUGUGAGCCGAGUGACAGAACAUCCCAAUGUGCCAGAAAAACGAGGAAUUUACAGAGUCAAGACAUAUUGGUCGUACAUGGUGAUAAAGCCUUAUACAAAUUUCCAUGAGCCAGGCAUCGAAUUUGGUCUUACUUACUAUGAUGAUCCUGGUGUCGCAGUACCAUCUGCUGUUACUACGUGGGUAGCAUUGAGAGGUUUACCAGACUUUCUAGUUCGCAUGAGACAGGCCUCAAAGGAUUACCAAAAAUAUAAACUGAUGAAACAAAAUGCAAUUAAAUCUGAGAAUCAUCUUACAUUUCCUAAGGAGGACGUUUCCAAAGAUCAAAUUAAAGUUGAUGUAGAAAAUAAUUUAGACAAAGAUAAAAAAUCGAUGAGGGAUUAUCAAGAUCCACAAGAUGAUUCUGCUAACAAUACUAACAAAUUGGAUGUGACACACGAUGUACAGCGAGAAAAUGAUAUAACGGAAACUGAAAAUAAGGAUACAAAUUCUACAUCCAAAGAAGAGCAAGGUUUAUUACAUUAUUUCUAUCUUACGAAAUUAUUUGCAUUUUUGGAUUUUUGACAAUUGGAUUUAAUGGAGUAACUUUUGACUAAUGGAUGUUUUAAUGUAAUUUCAUGUGGGGCAAAUAAUAAUCCACUAUUGAUAUAAGAAAUAGAGCAGGUUCAUAGAACAAGCAAUUAUUUCAUUAACAUAUAUUAGACAAAUAGUAUAUGCUUUUGUGUAUAACGAUAUGAAAUUGUGAACAUAUGACAACCCAUCCAUUUUCCAUUUGAUCAGUGAUUUUCACCUUUUAUAAAAAACAAGAAACAAAUCAUAAGCAAAUAAUGAGACUGAUUAAGUGUGUCAUUGCAAUUUUAGUUUAUUCAUCGAAACUUUGCAUCAUGUAUUGUAAACGGUAAUGAAUUAGAAUUAGAACAAACAGAAGAUAAUCUGUUUUAUGAAAAAAUAAUGAAUUUAGCUGAUUUGGUUUGAUAAUUUAUAUGGUAUAUAAACAGAUUUUUCUAUACAAAGCGAUUCAAACUUAUUGUAUCUUUCUAAACAUAGUAUAAAACAAAUAAGAUAUAUUUGUAUAUUAUUUAACCCAUUUAUAUGCAUAUCGUCGAGUAUAAAUUUGCACUAACAAAAAUUCCAAUUUCUUUUUCAAUACGAUACUUUUGAAAGAAAGUUGCAAUUUUAAUAAUUAAUUUAAAAUUUUUGCUAUUAUUGAAUCUUUUUGUAUCUCAAGGAAUUAUAUAUAUCUGAUAUUUUUAAAAUUAUCAUAUAUAUAUACAAGUAAUUUCGUCUUCGCAAAAUUUAUAUAUAUUGUACAUGCACACAUACAAAAUAUCUUAAUUGUUUUACAUUGUAUAUACAUAAUAUAUAGAUAUUUGCACAGAAAAUGUAAAUACAUAUAGAAUAUAAGAGUAUCCACUUAUAUAUUAUGCCUGAGAAUAAAAAAAAACAAAGAAAAUAAUUAUUAUAUAAAUAUUCUUCAAGUAUAUAUAAUAUACUAUAUAAGAAAUUGUGUCAUAGAAAAUGCAAUUGUAACAAUUUUCAUUAGAAUAAUCAUUAUGUAAAUAAAUUGUGUUAAUUAUA
Messenger RNA from Formica exsecta, 3473 nucleotides. Its product is annotated as stAR-related lipid transfer protein 7, mitochondrial-like. Gene Ontology annotation, molecular function: lipid binding. Lineage: Eukaryota; Metazoa; Arthropoda; Insecta; Hymenoptera; Formicidae. The coding region runs from base 921 to 2459 and encodes 512 amino acids. The record is from RefSeq and is a predicted model, not a curated record. The transcript has 6 exons.